Molecule: messenger RNA, 3059 nt
Organism: Pomacea canaliculata
Lineage: Eukaryota; Metazoa; Mollusca; Gastropoda; Architaenioglossa; Ampullariidae
Exons: 6
Coding region: 139-705 (188 amino acids)
Source: RefSeq, a predicted model, not a curated record
GGACAAGAGUACAGAGAAAAAACUCCAGAUGGCGCUUAUUCUGGUCUCUGUCAUUCUCGGGGCUCUGUGCAUAAUCUUGGCCAUUGUGCUAUGCUGUACCUAUAAGCGGUACAGGAGAAAGCUGAAAGCGCAACUGCGAUGGCAUAUGUCAACUCUGGAGUUGGGCCCGACGAAGCUGAUCUAUACAAGGUGGACAUCCCAGGAACAAACAUGCAUGCCUACGAAAACUCUAAUCCUGUUUACUUGGAGAAAAUUAUCCUGGAAGGAGAUGAUGACGGACAGAUUUCCCUGGACGAGAACGCUCUCUCAGAUUCUGGAAACUUCGAGGAACAAGAAGUCGCCAUGAAUAUCUACCCCAACGACCGUGAAGCUAACAACAACCACCGCAAUAGAGUUGGCUUCUAUCUGAAGGCUGCUAUCUCUGAAAACGAGACUUUCAAAAACCUUCAGUCAAACGACGUGGAGAAGGACCAAUGGGACAACAAGAUGAUGAUGUCGUCCUCUCCCGCCUCAUCGCACUCCUUAGCCUCACCAACAAGACAUAGCGGCGGGUCAGAAGCUCAAAGAAAUUUUGACCUUCGACCUCAACCGUUGAUGUUCAGAGCAGGGCAUGCAAACGAUACAUUUUACUUUGACGAGUCUGAUGAACACUCUGAAGGAACAGGGACGCUUUCCUUCAACGAUCUGCCUCUCACUGAAAUUUGAAAUUUGAGAAAGUCUGAUCGGGUUCAGCUUGCAAAGAUCUCGUUGCCAUGACUUCGUCAGUGGAUUUGAACUACUUCAGUCUGAGCGCCAUCUCUCCUGACAAAGAGAUGGAAGUGAGGGUAGACACACAGGGUCGAAGGGGGAGAAUAUUCUAGUCAAAGAUAUCAAGGGAAUGUCGGGGAACAAGGGUCUAGACACAGAACUGCCAUCCUGGUCUCUGUACAUUGCAUGGUAUCCAGGUUCAAAGUUUACAAACUCAGGCGGAAGAGCUUAUGCUGGUUGAGAACUUUGUGAAGCCCAGUUCCAUAGUUUAUAAGCCCAGGGUUUGAACUACGUGCUGUUCACAUUACAAACAGUCCAUACUUACUUCACGUGCCAUUGUUUAUUUUGCCUUUAAAACAAUCUGAGGGGAGACAUGAUCUCGCGCUGUGGUCACAAGACGAGCUUUAUGCAAGGACUUGUCCAGGGGUUAAUGUGAUGGUGUCAGAUCAUGUGUUGUCUCUGCUAACACUUGACAAGAGAAUCAAACAAAAUUUUCUUGAAAUCGCCUCGAAAUGUUACUCGGAGAUCACAAACAUUAAGCAGGGAGAGAUAUUAUGAAAGACAUUGAUUCCUGGAUGAUCUCCCAUUUUUCUUUAAAAUUUAAAAAAAUUAGUCCGUGCUUUCAAUUUUGUGCACCCUUUCAGCUCUUUCAUUCUUUCACAUUAACUAUCAGUUAUAUUGCUGUUUGGUGACUUUUAACCUAAAAGCAUUGCAAGAACACUAUUUUUUAAACUUUAAACAAAACAUUUUCAAUGCAUGAUUUAAUUAAUAAUCAGCUUCAAAUCGGCAUAAGGUAUAUUUUUAAAACCCCUCUAAACUAUGGGCUGGCCUCAAGACACUUAUGAUACUUGAAAUAAACAGGUAGUUACCAGGUGACAUCGGUCACGUGUCAAGUGUCGGCAGGGGACCAUUUGCUAGUCCUUGCAGUGUGAAGAACACGUGGGAUUUGAUUGGUUCAUACAUGUGAUUUGUGUGCUUAACGAUACUUCAAAAUUACCCGGCUUCUCGUAUGCUAAUCAAAGUCUUUGUUAAUUCUUAAGACAUGUACAUUGAAGAUUGAUGUACACACGAUAAUAUUAUUGAUAUUGUUACCGAAUAUGUUGCAGUGUUUCCGCGCUUGUAUGAAUAGUUGACUGAAUGUGAGGAAGAGUCAGUGCAUGUGUGUUUGUGUGUGUGCGCUUGUGUGUGACGAGCAACAAUUCUAUUUAUUGUUAACUGAAACUGACUGCCAGCUAUUCAAAAUGUGAGUGAAAAAAGCCUUAAAUGUGCUUUCUUUGUUUGUGAAGGCAGAUGGUUUAUUUGUCAGCUGUAAAAGGACAAGUUUCUUCAUUGAAAUUCUGUCUCUGCAGCACUGGUCUUGCUACUUAGUCAAAGUGCCCUACAAAUACUGGCAACGAAUGUCAGCGAAUGUAUAGUCAUACAAAAAUAUAAACUGUGGACCUGUUUGCGGAAGAAGAGGGUUUAAAGAUGUUUCGUGGUUUGUGUGUCGGAUGCGAGCGAGGGUGUGCAUACUGAGGUGACAUGUACCCGGGCGUGUCUUUCAACUGCACUUGAGAACAGUGCUUGCUUACUCGCAUGCCAAAAAUGUUGUUUGAUGUUUGUAGUCUUGAAUAAGGCUACUACAGAUGUUGACGGAUGCGAUCUUAAUAUUUCGCUUUGUAAUAAGCUUUAGUAUUGUGCUUCUGACAUGUCGGGAAUUUACUAGAACACUUAUUGAGAGAACUUAUGCAUCUGGAAUAGCUGAGAAAUACUAACUCACGCACACAAAGGAAUGGACUAUAGAAAAUAAAUACAUUGUAGUUAUUUACUUCAAGGUAACAUACGUUUCAAGCAGUACAGAAUUUUCUUGGAUAUUCUGAUAUACUGAUUUUUGCUAACCUGUUUUUCCCAGCAGGCCUUGGUAAUGCUGGCUUCGUAUAUUUUGCUGUUGCAAAUUCUGUGCUACUUACACAAUCCAAGAUUAAAUGUGGAUUUUCGGCUUUACUUAUUCAGCUUAAUUGUAAAAAUUCAUUUGAUGAUCUCAGUCUAGUAUAACUAGCCAAGAUAGCAUGCAGUUCUAAAGUAAGUAUAUCCCUAGACGGAAGUGUUCUCACAGGGUUGUAGCACACCUGGCAGUCGUAACACAUUGAAGAGAAGGAGCGGAUGGUUGUUAUUGUCCAUGAAGCAAGCUGAUUUGUAUCAUAACUGUUAAAUUAUUCCUCCAUAAUGUUGAUAUUCACUAAGACUUUGCAAUGUAAAUAUGCCUGCCAUGUAAAGUGUGUAUAUAAAUGAACUCUUUCAGCGAGUGUUAAUUAAAAAAACUGUUAAUUGUU